AUGGGUCUUUUUUCCGGCCGGGUUGAAGCACGUGCGGAAUCGGUGGACGAUUCUCAAAGUGAGAGCGUUCGAAGCCAGAGCAUCCUGGGGGAAUCCAAGAGUGAAGCGGGCUGGAAGGACCCCGGUCCUCCCCCGGAUGGCGGUGUCCUCGCGUGGACUCAGGUCCUCGUAGGGCAUCUGAUCAUCAUGAAUACAUGGGGAAACAUCAACUCGUUUGGUAUCUAUGAGACGUACUAUGUCGAGUUCCUCAACCGCUCUCACGCAGACAUCGCAUGGAUCGGAAGCGUGCAGGUCUUUUUGGUCUUCUUCAUUGGCACAUUCUCGGGCCGUCUGACGGAUGCGGGAUACUUCCGUCCGGUGUUUGUUUUCGGCACCGUAUUGACCCUCCUCGGCCUCUUCAUGGCCUCUCUGUCCACGCAAUACUGGCAGCUAUUCCUGUCCCAAGGAAUAUGCGUCGGUCUUGGGGCUGGCUGUCUGUUCUGCCCAGCGCUGGCGAUCGUGUCGACAUACUUCUCCAAGAGGAAGAUGUUGGCCAUCGGAAUUUGUGCGUGCGGCAGCGCCACCGGAGGCUUGGUCUACCCGGCCAUGUUCCAGCAGCUCAUCCCGACCCUUGGCUACGGGUGGACCAUGAGGGCCUUGGCUUUUGCUACAAUGGUCUGCCUGGUAGUCUCCAAUCUCCUGGCGAGACCGAGACUGCCACCCUACAGCACGGGGCCCAUCGUGGAACUCGCCGCCUUCAAGGAGCUUUCGUACACAUUGUUUGCGAUUGGCAUCUUCCUGGUCUUCUGGGGCGUCUACUUUGCCUUUUACUACCUCAGCUCGUUCGGCGUCGACAUCAUCGGCAUUCCCCAAAACGAGUCGUUCAACCUGUUCCUGGUUCUCAACGGCGUCGGCAUCAUAGGCCGCACACUCCCCGCAUACUUGGCCGACCGCUACACGGGACCCAUGAACAUCCUCCUGAUGGUCACAGUCGCCUCGAUCAUCUGUGCCUGGGCGAUGAUUGGCGUCACGUCCCGGGAAGGGCUCUACGCCUGGACAGUGGUCUACGGCAUUGUUGGAAACGGUCUCCAAGCGAUGUUCCCGGCCACACUGAGCAGCUUGACAACGGACUUGAAGAAAGCGGGAGUCAGGAUGGGGAUGAUCUUCACAAUCGUGAGUUUCUCUGUGCUGACGGGGCCACCAAUUGCUGGUCUCUUGAUCACAAGAGACAACGGCCGCUACAUGUACGCGCAAGUCUUCGCGGCGGCGUCCAUGGUCGUUGGUUUCUUAUUCCUCUGCGGUUCUAGGCUCGCGGUGACAGGCAAGGUUUUGCUCUACAAAAUCUAG
Messenger RNA from Colletotrichum higginsianum IMI 349063, 1326 nucleotides. RefSeq names its product Major facilitator superfamily transporter. Gene Ontology annotation, cellular component: fungal-type vacuole membrane. The transcript is spliced from 4 exons. Bases 1 to 1326 code for a protein of 441 amino acids. The record is from RefSeq and is a predicted model, not a curated record. Gene Ontology annotation, biological process: transmembrane transport. Lineage: Eukaryota; Fungi; Ascomycota; Sordariomycetes; Glomerellales; Glomerellaceae. Gene Ontology annotation, molecular function: transmembrane transporter activity.